Recurvomyces mirabilis is the source of this 1035-nucleotide messenger RNA. It is a transcript of the gene LSP1, whose product is annotated as lipid-binding protein. Gene Ontology annotation, biological process: eisosome assembly; endocytosis. NCBI's taxonomy places the organism in Eukaryota, Fungi, Ascomycota, Dothideomycetes, Mycosphaerellales, Teratosphaeriaceae. The record is from RefSeq and is a predicted model, not a curated record. The coding region runs from base 1 to 1035 and encodes 344 amino acids. Gene Ontology annotation, cellular component: eisosome filament; plasma membrane. Gene Ontology annotation, molecular function: lipid binding. The transcript has 2 exons.
AUGCACCGCACAUACUCCAUGCGCCAGUCAAGGGCGCCGACGGCGUCGCAGAUCCAGAACCCGCCGCCGCCAUCCUCCUCGACCAAGUCCAACAGGCUCUUUGGUAGGGCCAAUAUCGGCCACACAUUCCGCAAGUCCGUCCACCCCGGCGCAUUCGGACCAGACCUCGCCAAGAAGCUCUCAUCAUUGGUCAAGAUGGAGAAGAACGUGAUGCGCUCGAUGGAGCUCGUAGGCCGCGAGCGUAUGGAGGUCGCCCAGCAGCUCUCCAUCUGGGGUGAGGCCUGUGACGACGAUGUCUCGGAUGUCACGGACAAGCUUGGCGUGCUCAUCUACGAAAUCGGUGAGCUCGAAGACCAAUUUGUGGACCGCUACGACCAGUACCGUGUCACCAUCAAGAGCAUCCGCAACAUCGAGGCUUCCGUCCAGCCCAGCCGUGACCGCAAGCAGAAGAUCACCGACCAGAUCGCUCAGCUCAAGUACAAGGAGCCAAACAGCCCCAAGAUCGUCGUCCUUGAGCAGGAGCUUGUUCGUGCCGAGGCCGAGUCCCUUGUCGCUGAAGCACAACUGUCCAACAUCACCCGCGAGAAGCUCAAGGCUGCUUUCACCUACCAGUUCGAUGCUCUUCGCGAGCACAGCGAGAAAAUGGCCAUCGUCGCCGGCUUUGGCAAGCACUUGCUCGAGCUCGUCGACGACACUCCCGUCACUCCUGGCGAGACCCGCAAUGCAUAUGACGGCUACGAGUCUUCCAAGGCCAUCAUCCAGGACUGCGAGGAUGCGCUCACCAACUGGGUGGAGCAGAACGCCGCUGUCAAGUCUAGCCUGUCCACCCGCACGCGCACUCUGUCCCAGCGCCGUGCUCAGCGCCAGCAGCAGACAGGAGGGCAUGAUCUCUCCGGCCAGGACCAACACAUGGACCGCGAGUCCGGCCUGUGGAUCCCAGCCAGCGAGCACAAGGGCGAGUACGAUGAUGAGGAUGAGAUAGAGGAGGGCAGCAUCGCCCGUGGACGCGAGGAGGAGCGUGUCGAGGCUGCUUAG